CGGCACAGCGAAAUGCAGCGCCCGCCUCUGCCCCUGGAAGACAGUCCACUUAAAUGCGGCUCCAGGGCUGCGAGGCACCCACCAGCAUCACUCCCCGUGGGAGGUAGCAAAUGCAACAUGCCCUCCAGCUUGGGGUGUCUACUUCUCUGUGGAAGUAUUGCACUUGCCCUGGGAAAUGCACAGAAAUUGCCAAAAGGUAAAAAGCCAAGCCUGAAAGUCCACAUCAACACCACCAGCGACUCCAUCCUCCUGAAGUUCCUGCGUCCAAAUCCAAAUGUAAAGCUUGAAGGUUUCCUCCUGGGCUACGGCAGCAAUGUAUCUCCGAACCAGUACUUCCCUCUUCCCACAGAGGGAAAAUACGCUGAAGCUGUCGUUGAUGCAGAGCCGAAGUACCUGAUAGUUGUACGUCCUGUUCCCCCUCCGAGUCAAAAGAAGUCAUGUUCAGGUAAAACUCGCGCCCGUAAACCUCUACAGCUGGUGGUUGGCACUCUGUCACCAAGCUCGGUCUUCCUGUCCUGGGGUUUCCUCAUCAAUCCUCACCACGACUGGACAUUGCCGAGCCACUGUCCCAACGACAGACUUUACACAAUUCGCUAUAGAGAAAAGGAUAAAGAAAAGAAAUGGAUUUUUCAGCUCUGUCCAGCCACUGAAACAAUUGUAGACAAUCUAAAGCCCAACACAGUCUAUGAAUUUGGAGUAAAAGACAAUGUAGAAGGUGGUAUUUGGAGUAAGAUUUUCAAUCACAAGACUAUUGUUGGAAGUAAAAACAAAGUAAAUGGGAAAAUCCAAAGUACGUACGACCAAGUCCACACAGUGCCAGCGUAUAUCCCAAGGAAGCUGAUCCCAGUCACAAUCAUCAAGCAAGUGAUUCAGAACGUUACUCACAGAGCCUCAACUAAAUCACCGGAUAAGACUCCCUUUGGAGGAACAAUACUGGUCCACUUUAUUAUUCCAGGUCUUAAUGAUACCAGUGCAAAACUUCCUCCCUCCAUAAUGCUGGAGAUUUCAGAUGCACUCAAGGCACAAUUAGCUAAAAAUGAAACCUUGGCAUUACCUGUGGAAUCUAAAACACUAGAAGUUGACAAAAUCACAGCACAGCACAUAACAGUGACUCCUGAAACAGUUCCAAGAACCACUAAACCCACGAUGUCUAGUACACCAGACAUUUCUCAAACAGCACUGGUUCUCAGCCAAAGGACGCAAGAAACAUUGCAAACUAUUCUAUUACCUAAGUUUGAAUUGCCAAGGAGCACUCCAGCUCCAAAAGGGCUUCUAGAGUUUCCUGAAGCAAAGACAUCCUUCCCUUUCGAGAAAUUUGGGGUUACUUCGGUAACAAGUGAAAAGUCAUGGAUGGCACCUGCAGCUAAAACACUGGGAGAUUCCGGCGUUGUGAAACCUCACACUGCAACUUAUGAUGUUCCCUCAAGCCCUUCAACUUCAGAUGAGCCUGGUAUAUCAGAGCCUCCCACAGCAACAAGUGAUCCUACUCUGGAUUCUGUCCCACCUAAAACUUCUAGAACUCUUGAACAGCCAAGGGCAACACUGGCUCCGAGUGAAGCACCAUUUAUUCCUCAGAAAGUGGAAACUUUUACCAGUCCUGCACCGAAACCUACAACACAUGCUCCCCAGCAAACUACAUCUAUCCCUUCCACACCUAAACGACGCCUCAGACCCAAAACUCCAAGAACCAAACCUGCCCCAGGACCUCAGACUUUGCCACCGCCGCAGCCAACGAAAGCUCCACCAAAGACCAAACGACCAGGUCAUCGCCCCCGCCCUAAAACUACACGUAGCCCAGGAGUACCCAAGUCUGAACCUGCUCUGGAAGCAGCCACAGCACACCCGGAGCCCAUGGUACCCAAACUCGCACCUAAGCCAUCCAAGAGACCUAAAACUUCACACAGACCAGACGUACCCCACAUGAAGCCUGAUUCAAAACCACCAGUGCAAUUACGUCCUAAGCCCCAAAUCACUGCACACCCAGAUACUCCACCAACAAAAUCUGCCCCUGAUGUGGUUGCAGUUGAGACCAAGGCUCCACCCAUAGCCAUAGUUCCCACCACAGACACUGAACCUGUACUUCCGAGAACUGGGGCUCCGGUGACGACACUAGCUCCAAAAAUAACACAACGAACAAGAACUCGUCGUCCGCGGCCCAAACAUAAAAGCACAGUAAGCCCAAAGGUACAUCAGACUAAACCAGAUUUUGGACCAAUUACUCCUGGACCAUCCUUAGCUCCAACAAAAAGAACCCAUCGUCCACAUCCCAAACCUAAAACCACACCCCGUCCGGAAACACCUCAGACAGUGCUGGUUCCCACCACAAUCGCUGAACCAGUUAUUGUUAGAACCGAGGCUCCAGGACCAACACUAGCUCCCAAGGUGCCUCAACACACGCCUCCACACCCCAAACCCAAAACCACCUGGAGAACCGGAACGCUUCAGACAGAACUGGUUCCCACUGAAGGUUUUGAACAAGUCGCUCCUGUAAAAGAGGCUCCCAAAACAGCAAUCGAUACAGACCCUGAACCACCUGUUACAGAGCUUGAGCCUGUUACUUUUAGAGCUGAGACGUCUGGGACGACAUUAGCUACCAAAAUACCAAAAAGAACCCGUCGUCCACGACCCAGACCUAAAACCACAUGGAGACCUCAAGCACCUCAGACCAAGCCGGUUCCUGCAACAGCUAUUGAACCUGUCACUCUUCAUCCAGAGGCUGCAGGAACAACAUUAGCUCCCAAACCAUCACAGUGGACACAUCAGCCACAUCCCAGACCAAAACCUAUACCAAGUCUUGAAGCACCUGAGCCUACACCAGUUCCUACUGCAGGGCUUGAACCUGUGACACUCAGGCCUGAGACUUGGGUCACAACACAAGCUCCUAAGACAUCCAAACGGACCCGUCGUCCACGUCCACGUCCACGUCCACGUCCACGUCUCAAACCUAAAGCCACACCAAGUCCCAAGGCUUCUCAAAUCGUACUGAGUACAUUUCCUGCUACAGAUCUUGAACCCGGCACUCUUAGAACUGGAGCUCCAGACGCCAUGGUUCUCACAACAGUCCUUGAACCCGUCACUCUUAGAACCAAGGCUCCAGAAACAACAUUAGCUCCUAAAAUACUACGAACACGCCGGCCACGUCCCAGACCUAAGACCACAUCCAGUCCUGAAGCAUCUCAGACACAACUGGUUCCAGUUCCAGGCUUUCAACCUGAUAUUCAUAGUACUGAGGCGCCAGAGACAACAUUAGCUCCCACUGAACCGCAAACUCUUAUUUUGACACCAGUGACAUCGCCAAGCCUUGAAAUGGCAUACAGUCAGCCUGUUUCUGAUAUUCUGGAAUCAGUUACAUUUAAUACUGAGUCAUCAAAGGAGACGAUAGCACCUGCCAAAACAGAUUACGUAUAUCCCACUACCAAAAUACCUCCCAGGCCAGAGGAGCCAAAGACGGAAGGUGUUGUGGAAUCUGUUCCUCCCGAGAUCACACUAGCUCUCAGGCAGACACCACGUACUACUCCCAAGACAAAAACAUCACAACACCCGAGAAUCCCUCAAACACAACCAGUGCCUAAGGGGCCCCCGCGCGCUACUUCAAGACCCAAAACGUCACCAAGCCCCGAAGUGUCACACACCACAUACGGUCCAGAAGAUGUACCCUUUCCACAUGAACAAGACCCCGACGUCUCUCAAAGUGAACCUGUUCUGCAACCCGUCACCUUUAGAAUCGAGCCACCGAAGACAACAACAGCUCCUUCAGAGACACGAGGCAUCCCUCUCAUACCCAUAAUUUCGCCAAGCCUUAGUCAAGAGGAACUGCUGCCCACCUUUGAAGAAACAGACCAAACCACCCAGGAGCUUUUCACAACGAAGAUUCCACAAGAGCUUUUCACAACGAAGAUUCCACAAACAACUGAACUGGCAAAGACAACCCAGGCACCUCGAAGACUGUAUACUAUUCCUGUGAGGCCCAGAAUACCUGACAGACCGCCCGUUAGACCCGUUCUGAAUAGGACAACUACAAAACCUAUUAGACCCAGACCCAGUGGGAUACCCAGCAGGAAUGGAGUGGGAACAGGGCCCAAGCAAGGACCCAAGCCUUCAGGCCCUGUCAGAAAUGUGUCAGUGGACUCUACCCAAGCCACAAAAAGACCAGCUACAAUCCCAGGGACUCGCCGCCCACCUCUGCCACCUAGACCCGUACCCCCACGAAGAAAACCUCUACCCCCAAAUAAUGUCACUGGAAAGCCAGGAAGCUCAGGAAUCAUUUCAUCACACCGAGUAACUUCCCCACCCCUGAAGGCAACACUCAAACCUACCCUAACCACCUCGGAGAGACCAGAAACGGAUAAAAAGCAGCCAACAGCUCCUGCCUCCGGAGAAGAAUUUGGUAAUACAACCGACUUCAGCUCAAGCCCAACAAGAGAAACUGAUCAUCUUGGGAAGCCCAGAUUCAAAGGUCCCCAUGUACGGUACAUCCCAAAGCCUGAGAGCAAGCCGUGCUCCAUCACCGACUCCGUCCAACGCUUCCCCACAGAGGAGGCCAUGGAAGGCCACGCCACCAGCCCACCACAGAACCCGCCCACCAACCUCACCGUGGUCACUGUGGAGGGGUGCCCCUCGUUCGUCAUCUUGGACUGGGAAAAGCCAUUAAAUGACACUGUCACUGAAUAUGAAGUUAUAUCCAGAGAAAAUGGGUCAUUCAGUGGGAAGAAUAAGUCCAUUCAGGUUACAAAUCAAACUUUCUCCACAGUGGAAAAUCUGAAACCAGACACAAGCUACGAAUUCCAGGUGAAGCCCAAAAACCCACUCGGUGAAGGCCCAGCUAGUAACACAGUGGCAUUCAGUACGGAGUCAGCUGACCCAAGAGUGAGCGAGCCAGUUUCCGCAGGAAGAGACGCCAUCUGGACCGAAAGGCCCUUUAACUCAGACUCUUACUCAGAAUGCAAAGGCAAACAAUAUGUCAAAAGGACGUGGUAUAAAAAAUUUGUAGGCGUGCAGCUGUGCAACUCUCUUAGGUACAAGAUUUAUCUAAGCGACUCCCUUACAGGGCAAUUUUAUAACAUAGGCGACCAGAGGGGCCACGGAGAGGAUCACUGUCAGUUCGUGGACUCAUUUUUAGAUGGCCGCACAGGACAGCAUCUGUCUCCUGAUCAGUUACCCACCAAAGAAGGCUAUUUCAGAGCAGUUCGCCAGGAACCUGUCCAAUUUGGAGAAAUAGGUGGUCACACCCAAAUCAACUACGUCCAGUGGUACGAGUGCGGGACUACAAUUCCCGGAAAGUGGUAGAUGCUGCGAUCUUGCUGCAAACUACUUCUGGUUUAUAUGGCCAAACCCCCCCCGAAAACAAACGAACAAAAACCCCACCCCAAAACCAGAAAAAAAAACCCACUAUGGUGUUUUCUCAUCCAUUUAAAGCAAUUUUGUUUACUAUGUAUUAAAGCCUGCAAUCUAAUAGCAAUAUUAGGUGUUUAGAAAAAAAGAUUGCUGAGAAUAUUUAUCAGUUUUUACAAAAUCAUUUUAACAAAGCAAGAUAUUGACAUUAACAGAGUAACAUUUUUUAGGGAAGCUGGCUCCCUAUUCAUGGUAUUUUAAGAGAGCAUUUGUAUAUUAUUUAUCACACUGUUGUAAUGAUGUUUUGAGAUACUUUUAUAACAAAUUAACAUCAAAAACAAUGUACUUUUUAAAAUAUUUACUUCUAUUGAUGUGUAUGCUUCCUACUGGUGAGUUAGCUCUGUAAAUCUCUACUUAGUUUAACUUAUUAGAUCACAUUAUCUUCCGUAUAAGUAUCUGGAGGAAAGCAGGUCUUCAUGUUUAUUUAAACUUCAAUUUUUUUGGCAACAGCUAAAAAUGUUCUGAGGCGUUUGUAUGUUCAUACUAAUGUAAAUUUCCAUGAAAUAUCAGCAAUUACUGAAGAUAUUUUGAAUCAGUAAUUUCAUUUCCACUAAAAAUGGAGCUCAAAAUCUGAUAUACUCAGUUUUCAAAGAAGUAUACUAGUAUCUGAAUCUACUUUAUCAAACCAGCCCUUUAACCAAUUGUCUUUACGCUGUUUUCAUGAUUCUAAUCAAACUGUAUGCAGACUGAAUGUGAAGUUUGAGCAGAAAAAGGUAACGCAUGAUGAGAUUCCUACCAUUUUACUAAUGACGAUUUGCUAUGUAUUUAUACAUCAGACGUCUAUGAAUGAAUCAGGGUGUCUCUGUAAUUCUUUUUAACUCAAGAUGUAAUAAAAAUCUAUGACUCAUUUUCAUUAAAAUGUACUGUUUUCAUUUGUGCUGGAAGGGAGAUGGAAAUGCUACAUUAUUACCCUCAUGGAAGGUCAUUUCCCUAUGUUUAUCUUUCAACAUGCUUCAAUUCUACCAAUGCUACACUUUGUAUUCUUUAAGUAGCUAUAAAUUCUUCAAUAAACAAAUGUAGUUUUUUAA
Messenger RNA from Chinchilla lanigera (long-tailed chinchilla), 6419 nucleotides. RefSeq names its product ABI family, member 3 (NESH) binding protein (gene Abi3bp). Gene Ontology annotation, molecular function: protein binding. Gene Ontology annotation, biological process: positive regulation of cell-substrate adhesion; extracellular matrix organization. The transcript has 64 exons. The record is from RefSeq and is a predicted model, not a curated record. Lineage: Eukaryota; Metazoa; Chordata; Mammalia; Rodentia; Chinchillidae. Bases 13 to 5286 code for a protein of 1757 amino acids.